Contarinia nasturtii (swede midge) is the source of this 1131-nucleotide messenger RNA. It is a transcript of the gene MBD-like, whose product is annotated as methyl-CpG-binding domain protein 2. The coding region runs from base 183 to 1046 and encodes 287 amino acids. Lineage: Eukaryota; Metazoa; Arthropoda; Insecta; Diptera; Cecidomyiidae. The record is from RefSeq and is a predicted model, not a curated record. Gene Ontology annotation, molecular function: DNA binding. The transcript is spliced from 4 exons.
UCAUUUGAAAGAGGCUUCUGUCAAAAUAAUGAGUUUUUGUACUUGCUAAUGAUUUGUGUAGUGGACGCUUUAAAGUGUGAUUUGUUUUCGAACGAAACAAAUCGGCAUAAUAUCGAAUAAAACAAUACUCAAAAUCAAUAAAAUCAAUUUGCAAAAAUAGAAACUAAUAGAAAAACAUAAAUAUGAAUAUAACAAUUGAACGAAAGAAAACUGAUUGCAAUGCACUGCCGAAGGGAUGGCAACGCGAAGAGGUGCUACGAAAAACUGGACUAUCAGCGGGCAAAGUAGAUGUUUAUUAUUACAGCCCAAGUGGUGGUAAAGUUGAAACAAAAUCGAAAUUAGUGCGUCAAUUGGGCGAAACAAUUGAUCUAUCAACGUUUGAUUAUCAAUCGGGUCGUCAUCAAAUGUUCAAUCCAAAUUCAUCUCCGUCUCCGUCUCCAUGUCAACCAUCGAGCAGCAGUCAAUCGAUGGUUAAUCCAUUUCAACGUCCUUCGAUACGUCGCUCGAUUCAUGAAACACCAAUGGGCCCACCUUCGCCUGUCACAUCAGGUGCAUCAAGUCGUGGUAUUAGAACGGAUGUUUCACUGGUUCCACCAAUUAGACAAACAGCGUCCAUAUUUAAGCAACCGGUAACAGUUCAUCGAAACCACGAUUCAAAGGUGAAAAACGAUUUAAAACAUGGUACAUCACAAGAAAAGCCGAAACAACUAUUCUGGGAAAAGCGUUUAGAGGGUUUACAUGCUUGCGAUAUGGAUGGCAAUGAAUUUGGACCAAUUGAACUGCCGCGCGGCUUGAAGCCGGUUGGACCAAAUGUAAACAAUGGCACACUGCUACAGUCGGUCACAACGGCAUUACAUUUAAAUACCACAUUAGCAAUAACAGGUCAAACAGCACCAAAACCAGCACUCACAUCCAAUGCAGGCGUAUAUUUGAAUCCAGAACAACCUCUCAUGCACGCCGUUACUAUUACCGAAGAUGACAUUCGACGGCAAGAGGAUCGCGUGACAAACGCUCGCAAAAAGCUACAAGACGCAUUAAAGUGCUAAAAUCUUUCUUUCAUUCUUGAUUAUUAUUAUUUCUCUUUUUUUGUUUUAAAUCCGUCAAUUCAUAUAAACAUUAAGAUUCACAUUA